This is a messenger RNA of Canariomyces notabilis, 2123 nucleotides long. RefSeq lists its product as uncharacterized. The record is from RefSeq and is a predicted model, not a curated record. NCBI's taxonomy places the organism in Eukaryota, Fungi, Ascomycota, Sordariomycetes, Sordariales, Chaetomiaceae. The transcript has 5 exons. The coding region runs from base 148 to 1977 and encodes 609 amino acids.
UGCGGACUGAAAAUAGCGAGCUGAGGCAUGUCAGAUUGGGACGUCGACGUACAUUAGGCUGAACCCCCAAACCAUCGCGUCGUGGUGCCGAAAUCCCGCACAUUUGACUCGCUUCGAGUUUACAACACCUGGUCCGAUGCGGACCUGAUGGCUUCAGAACUGCCUGAAUCGUCUGCGCAGUGGUUUGAAAGUUGCAGCUCGGUUGGCAAAGAUGCCGAGACCACCACAAGGGAACAUGAGAGCUUCAAGAAGAGAGUAUUGCGCGCCCUGAAGCUUAAGGAGCGGGACGCCGAGCUUGCCAGUUCCAGGGAGGGAAUACAAAAGCAGCUAUCUGAAAUCCCGACCGAAAGCCCCAUCUCGAGCUCGCUGGUCAUUCACGAGUUGGACUCUGCCACAAAGGCACACGAUGCCUACCAGCAGGAUCGCGCCAAAGGGCACAAGAAGGUGACCAGCGCGGUUCAACACCGUCUCAACGCCGUUGCUCAAUUCAUAGGCGGAUUUGAGGGGAUCAUAGAAAAGGUCGCAUCAGCCGGAGGGCCAUAUGGAGAAGUAGCCUACCAAACCCUAUCAAUCCUGUUGAUGGUCGUCGUGAACAAGACCAAAAACGAUACUCGUGUUGUCGAGCAUCUGGAGGAAGUCAAAAAGCUGCUCCCUACGCUAGAUGUUUGGCGUGACAUCUACCCCAACCCUACCAUGAGAGACUUGGUUGCCGAGGCCUAUCAGCAAGUUCUCGCCUUCUCCCGGGCCGCUACCGAGUAUUUGACUCGUUUCUGGCAUCGUGUUUAUCUGGCAAUCAACCCCUUGGCGACCGUUCAGUUCGAGGAUGUUGCCACUAGCCUCCAUAAGACACUCGCAGAGAUCAACGCUGUGGCGAUGCUCGGACUUCACGAAGCUUCUCGCACGAUCAAGCAAACCGUGUUAUCCCUCAAGACAGACUUAGACAUGGCGAGAGAGCAGGCGGCAAAGUAUCAUCAGGAGUUGCUCCAACAAGCCGAGCAGGCUGCGAGGGAACGGCAGAAACUAAUGCUUCAGAAUGACGAACUGAAUUCUCAGAUCGAGCAACUGAAAUGGGAAGAAGAGCGGCGCGAGCGACAGGAAGACCUGAGAAAACUUGCUGCAUUUAGGGAGCUGCUUGGAGUUGAUCCAGAGCUAAAAGGAACACACUUUCCAUCCGUGAAGAGCGUGCUAAUGGAUGUGUUUCCAAACCAUCAAAAGUUCUCCCCCAACGUCCCGUACACUGCAUACCUGCAGCUUCACGAAGCAUACUUCAAGGGCCUUUCCCAAUACCAACAAUGGCUGGACCAUUCCAGGUCCAGCCUGUUAUUCUUGAGUGGUUCCACCCAUGCCGAAGGUCGAAGAUUCAAGGGUUUCACACACUGCUGGCUCUCCCCAGCGGCUAUCUACAUCGCCGAAGGCCUCACUCGCCGGGGCUGCAAGGUAGCCUACUUCUCGUGUCACCCCGACCUCGAAAGCACCUACGUACCUGGUGAUACCGUUCUUUCAUCCAUCAUCUACCAGAUUCUGGAAUGGAGGCCCGAAAUUCUGCGCAACAAGGAAUCCCAGCUUCAACAGACCUUUGCAAGCGGUCAUCACAGAACAAAGGAGCACAUGCUGGUCGACCUGCUAGGGGAAGUUCUCCUCGAGUUUCGAGACCUGGGCACCGUCUACAUCGUCAUUGACCGGCUCGACCGCUGCCAGUCAAAGAUUGACAAUAUCGGCGACGAGCUGGCCCGGCUCAUCACCGUCUUUGGAUCGGUCGAGUUCCGCAUCAAGAUUGCCAUGGUUGCCGAGACAUCGGGAGGACAGGGAAACUGGCAUUGGACAUUCCUGCCCGAGCAUGAAUACGCUACCGAUAGGCUGUUUAUUAAGCAAGACUGGAACCAGCGCCGGCUUACUCCCAUGGAGAGCGCCCUGCCGAGAAGGCCGUCGAUUUGGAGUACGCCGAGCAGCGAUCAGAGUACGCAGACUGUUUCAUGAGGACGUGCGAGUAGCUGUGAUGCUCUCAGCAUAUAUCGUGCACUCUAUUGGGCGUGUAAUAUGUAUACCUGUUUAGUACUCGCAUUCACAAUACAAGGGGUACAUGUAUGUUUACACAACCACCGACACAAAACGAACGCAAUACA